Molecule: messenger RNA, 1448 nt
Organism: Ruditapes philippinarum (Manila clam)
Lineage: Eukaryota; Metazoa; Mollusca; Bivalvia; Venerida; Veneridae
Product: beta-1,3-galactosyltransferase 1-like
Exons: 1
Coding region: 1-1191 (396 amino acids)
Cellular component (GO): membrane
Molecular function (GO): hexosyltransferase activity
Source: RefSeq, a predicted model, not a curated record
AUGACAACGGAGCUUAAUGUGAAAUACGCAUGCAUGAAACCUUGUUCCGAUUUCACACGGAAUACUGGAAAACAACAAAAUGAAAAUAUACAAAUAACAACUACAAGCCCGGCUGAAAGACCUAACCAUUGUAAAUCAUGUUUUAAUACUAAUUUUCCUCUUCUUUUUGAACCAAAGGAAUUAUGCCGGGACAAAGAGAUCAAACUCGUCAUAUUCAUCACGUCUGUUACAUCAGAAAGACGUCAUCGUGACGUCAUAAGGCAAACAUGGCUGUCAGUAACGAAAAACAAUUCAGCCGAUGUGCGUUAUUUUUUCAUUCUCGGAAAAGUGAUUGGAAACUAUAAUCAAGAAAUACACAAUGAACAUAUUGAGAAUAAUGAUAUAGUAAUGUAUGAUUUUAUUGACACGUACAAUAAUCUAACUUUAAAGACAAUGCAGGGUUUUAGAUAUGCAACAUCGCGAUGUUCACAGGCAAAAUAUGUGAUGAAGACAGACAUGGAUGUGUAUGUUAACUUGCAUGCAAUACUGUCUAAUCUACUAACCACUAAUAAGACAGGGACAAAUGUUUCUAGAACUGGGCAUCUUGAACCUCCUGUACAAUAUAAAAACUAUAAAAGUGAUUAUCAAUUUGGAGACCCUCUAUAUGAUAAACAGGAGAUGUUUGGUCUUCUUUGGCACGAAACAGUACCAUAUAGAAAUAGUUCUAAGUCUAAAUGGUUUGUGUCUGCGGACGAAUAUUCGGAAGACUUUUAUCCGGAUUACUUUGACGGUCAUGGUUAUGUUUUCUCUAUGAGGAUAGCACAAAAUGUUGAAAAAAUUUCCAAGAGUGUUCCUUUCUUCAAAUUUGAGGAUGUGUACGUAGGAAUGUGUUUAAAGAAACUUGGAUAUCCUUUAAUACACACACAAGGUUUUAUGAGGAUUGAUAAAGACUUAACACUCUGCUCACACAAAUUUCAGCACGUGUAUACCGUGCAUAGAGUAAGUAUUAAUAAAAUGAGGAGAAUCUGGAACGCCACGUGUCCGCUUUAUGGUUUACUGGAGGAAGAGAUCAGUACAAAAAAGAAUCAUCAUUGGUUAAAAGUUUAUGUGAAGCAGGAAAGAAAUAACGUAAACACAAAGACAGUAGGUAGUGCUAGUGAGCAUCAAACUGUUAAGGUGUUCAAGUUCUCUUAUGUUCGGCAAUACAAUUAAUAAUGAAUAAACACGUCGGGUAACAUCAUCACCCUGGCGCAUCCCUUAAAAUGGAUUCUUCUGUAAUAGGCUCAUUUUCAGAACUUUUUCAAAUAUGUCUGUACAAUAUCUUAUAUAUAUUGAUAAAAGCAAGAGAAAUGUAUCAGUUGGGUAUUUUUAUAAAAUAUUUCUUGAUAAGAAACAUUUAUACAAUGAAAAAUAACAGUUCAUUAUCUAUUAUAAAUUAUGUAGAUAUAUUAAAUCGGGUUAUGUAUCUA